Molecule: messenger RNA, 1605 nt
Organism: Saitoella complicata NRRL Y-17804
Lineage: Eukaryota; Fungi; Ascomycota; Saitoellomycetes; Saitoellales; Saitoellaceae
Product: YccV-like-domain-containing protein
Exons: 6
Coding region: 1-1605 (534 amino acids)
Molecular function (GO): DNA binding
Source: RefSeq, a predicted model, not a curated record
AUGGCGGCCAAGAAUUGGGAGUGGUGGGAGAGGUAUCCCGAGGAGGAAGAGGUUCUCGAGGCGAACUGGCGAGGGGAAUGCUCUGUGCGCUGGGGAAAAGAGCAGAUGGCCGAGGAGUUAUUCGAGGAAAUCCUUGCCCAACCAACCUACAAGAUCAAGAGAACGCAAACGCUGGCAAGACUCGGUUACGAUGUCAAGGAGUACCUCGAGAGAAACAUCAACACAACCGCUACAGCGGAAGAUUACCUAUCGAGACGGUAUCAUGCUACACAAGUGCUGGAGCAUAUAAGACGAAGAAGAGCAUGGGAAAGGUUGGAGAAGAUUGCUGAUGGAUAUGACCCUCCUCUUGAAGAAGGUUUGGCGCUGUUUGGACUUUUCCGCAGUGGCGACGUCGAGGACGUGCUUAAUCAGUUCGAUUGUCUGGCACUUCAGGCCAAAUCAUGGAUUCUGAAUUACGCGGAACUGCCAUUACCGGCAUUUGCCCAGGCCUUAUGCCGGUUCAUGAGAGAGCAUAAUCUCACGCCCCCAAGGGACCCUGGUUCUUCGGCUUAUUAUCAUCUUGACAACUCCUUCCUUCAUAUUGUUCUGCGCGACCGCACAAGCUUUCUACCCAUCACUCUCGUGACAAUCUUUUGUGCUUUAGGUCGCCGGUUACGCCAGGAUGCUACAUUCGCAGCUGUGGGCGUUCCCACUCAUGUUCUGGCAUAUGUUGGUCCGGCCAACGGAGGAGACGUGGUCUAUGUCGAUCCGUUCAGUGGAGGUCGUAUCCUCCGAGUGGAAGAUCUCCACGACAUGCUGUUACAUAUGGGAGUUCUGACUCCCGGCGUUCCGGAAUACACAGGUCCGGCACAAACUAAAGACAUGAUCCUACGAACGGGAAGAAACAUCCUUAAUGCACUGCAGCGUGGUCAUGAUAUGCCAAAGCAUGAUCGCGACGCAGCUCUCUACGCAUCCUUUGCCGCACUCGAUAUUAUUGGCAAUGGCCUCAUGGGACAACCAAGGUGGGUCAUUCGCGAACUUCACCCGGAAGCCGGUGUUUGGACAUCUCGACUAAACCGCAUGCGAACCAGAGAAUUCCUUAGUCGAAUCGUCCAGACGAGUUUUCCCAGCGAUAUCGGCUUCAUCGAAACAAAGGUGUUGCCUUCAGUGGAGGACGAAGAUGAAGCGGGUAUAUUGGCCGAAGCAUGUUCGGCUAUCAGGCAGGAGGACCGAAAGGAGCCAGGACCCAAAGGCCGAAAGAACUUGAAGCGAGAACCAAAGUAUAGAGUGGGGCAGAUCUUUGUGCAUCAGCGCUACGAUUACCGAGCAGUAAUUACUGGCUGGAGUAAGAACUGCAGUGAGGAGACAACGGAGGAAUGGAUACAGAUGAUGGGUGUAGAUCGAUUGAACGAAGGUCGUGAGCAGCCAUUCUACCAUGUUUUGGUUGAAGACAGUUCCCACCGGUACGUGGCAGAGGAGAACAUCAGGCUCAGCAACCAUACUACGGCUGAUGUGGAAGCUUUAUGCGAACUCAGGGAAAUAGGAAAGUUCUUCAAGCGGUACGACAGUGAACAAGGGAGAUUCAUUGUAGCCGCAGAUAUGGCGUUAGCGUACAUGGACGAAUAG